Molecule: messenger RNA, 938 nt
Organism: Racocetra fulgida
Lineage: Eukaryota; Fungi; Glomeromycota; Glomeromycetes; Diversisporales; Gigasporaceae
Source: the annotation of a GenBank genome assembly
AUGCUAAAGAAUAUAUAAUGCUUAAUGGAGACACGGACAUUGAGCCUGAAGAUAAAGAAAUAGAAAGACAACAAAAAAAAUUUCAAGAACAUGUUGAAAGAUUUAUUAAAAACUUUGGUAAAGAAGCCUCAGACUAUAUAGAGAAAAGCCUGAAGGAAUAUACAGAAACGCAUGAAGGGAAAAGGCCACCCAAGCAAUGGGAAAAGGAACAACGAUUUUCAUUUGUUGAAGAAAGAAUAGCAGUCCCUAUUGAAAGGUUUAAAGAAAAUUUUUUCAAAAGAUUUCAAUAUGAACCUCAAAAACAACAUUUAUUAAAGUAUACAGAUUAUGGAAUAAAACAUUUAUUUUAUGAAUCAUGGAAAGAGUAUCAUAUUAAGCUUUCUAACAAAAGCAAAAAGAAUGGGACUGAACAGGACAAUAAUGGAGUUAUCAAUCGAUAUGGAUAUCACGAGGAAAAUCCAUCCACACGUCCAAUAAAUCCAUUUAAACGAGCGCAAAAGAUUGGAAAUGAAAAAUAUAGACAACGGCAAAUAAGACAAGAAAAUGGUAAGAGUCCAGUUAAUCCAUUUAUACAAGCGCAGCCAAACGGACAGAAACAAGAAGAGAUGACAAUAGCAAAAGAGGAGGCAAAAUUAACAUCAGAUGAUACAAUUAAACAAAUAUCAAAGCGAACAUUUAAAGAUGAUAUUGAAGAACAAAUAUUUUCAGCACUUCAGGAAGCACCAGAUUUCGUGCAACGACAACAAGGAUUGAUACCACCACCAAAACCAAUAAUUAACAUUAUAGAUGAAGGAGAAAGUUGGCAAGAAAAAAUCAAAAAAACAGGUUAUGAUCCCAGAAAGGAUCCCAUUAUUACACCUUUUAUAGCUAAACUUGUAGAAGAAGGAAUCGAAAUUCCAGGCAUGAGAGGCAUAGAAAUUAUAGAUGAUUUUAUUUAG